This is a messenger RNA of Solea senegalensis (Senegalese sole), 1593 nucleotides long. It is a transcript of the gene tbl2, whose product is annotated as transducin beta like 2. Bases 92 to 1417 code for a protein of 441 amino acids. The record is from RefSeq and is a predicted model, not a curated record. Gene Ontology annotation, molecular function: protein binding. Lineage: Eukaryota; Metazoa; Chordata; Actinopteri; Pleuronectiformes; Soleidae. Gene Ontology annotation, cellular component: endoplasmic reticulum. Gene Ontology annotation, biological process: endoplasmic reticulum unfolded protein response. The transcript is spliced from 7 exons.
AUCGUGUCACUUUUACUGCCUGCCUGGUAGUAGCAUUAGCUGUGACCAUAGAAAAGAGCGUUCCUGAAGUACGUGGCAGAAAGCUUAAGACAUGGAGGCGUCUGCUCUUGUUGCACUGACCCUGAUUCUGGGUGCACUGGUUGUCCUGGUGGCGUUAGCUGUGGGCAAGCGGAAAGAAGAAAUACGAGAAGAAGCGGAGCAGGCGGCGGAGUUUACCGCUGAAGGUAGUGUCGUGAAAGGAGCUGCACCCAAGAAACAGAAGCAGGACAAGCUACGCAGCCGCAAGGAUAAAGCUGCACAGCACACUUUCAGCCAUCCUCUGCUGGCAGCCUCACUGAAGGCUCAUGGUGGGAAUGUGACGUGUAUUGAUUUCAGCAGUAAUGGAAAAUACCUGGCGUCCUGCGCUGAUGAUCGAACGGUCAGGAUCUGGAGCACCAAGGACUUCCUGGAGCGGGAACACAAGUGUCUGAGAGCUAAUGUUGAGCUGGAUCAUGCCACUCUGGUCCGCUUCAGCCCAGACUCUAGGGCUUUCAUCACCUGGUUGGCCAAUGGAGAUUCCAUUCGUAUCUUCAAAAUGAUCAAGAAGGAUGACGGUACUUUCAGCUUCAAAGCUGCUGCUGAGGACUUCCCUCAGAAACACAAAGCUCCCAUUCUCAACAUCGGUAUCGCAGAGACAGGCAAGUUUAUCAUGAGUGCAUCCACUGACACCUGCAUCCACAUCUGGGAUCUUAAAGGAGAGAUACUGGCCUCUAUCAACACUAACCAGAUGACUAAUUCUUAUGCUUCCAUUUCCCCAUGUGGCAGGUUUGUGGCAUCCUGUGGCUUCACUCCUGACGUGAAGGUGUGGGAGGUUUGCUUCGGGAAAGGAGGAGAGUUCAAGGAGGUGGUGCGAGCGUUUGACCUGAAGGGCCACUCUGCUGGGGUUCACUCGUUUGCCUUCUCUAAUGACUCUCACAGAAUGGUGACUGUCUCCAAAGACGGCACGUGGAAGCUGUGGAACACGAAUGUAGAGUACAAAAAGCAACAGGAUCCCUACCUCCUGAAAACUGUCCCCUGUGUGACAUCUGAAGGUAGUCGGGCGGCCUUGUCUCCAGACGGCCGGGUGGUGGCCAUCAGUGACGGCUCUAACGUGGCUCUGUACAGUGCAGCGAGCGGCCAGCUGGAGGAGGAAAUGCACGGCAUCCACAGCGAAGAGAUCACUGACCUUAGAUUUGACAUUAAUGGACGCUUCUUGGUGAGCAGCGGCGACAAAGCUGUCAGAGUGUUUCACAACACCCCGGGAUACAGGGCAGCCAUUGGGGACAUGAAGGACAUGCUGAAGAAAGCCCAGAAUGAAGCCAUGAAGCAGAGACUGGAGCAGCAGAUAAAAGAGGCUCAGAGUGCCCUGGACGCUGUGCUUGCUGCUUCUGUGGAUUAAACGAGCACUAAAAAACAAAUGCACUCUGAUUGUAAUACUGACUGAAUGUGAUUUUCUUUUUCCCAGCCUCAACUCUUCCUCUGCCACUACAUGCUCUGGUCAGCGAGGAAAGGAAUUAGCAUGCAGUUUUAAUAAAGAAUAUAUUUUUAAUGAAAAAUAAAAAGGGUUUGAGUUGA